Molecule: messenger RNA, 354 nt
Organism: Auxenochlorella protothecoides
Lineage: Eukaryota; Viridiplantae; Chlorophyta; Trebouxiophyceae; Chlorellales; Chlorellaceae
Exons: 4
Coding region: 1-354 (117 amino acids)
Biological process (GO): mitochondrial respiratory chain complex III assembly
Source: RefSeq, a predicted model, not a curated record
AUGAAACGUCACGUCAGCGGUGGCUACCUGUAUGAUGCCAGCGACGCUGAUGUAGCCGAUGUCAUCGAUUCCAAUCUGGCCAAGAAACGGAUUCGAAAGGAGGACUUGAAUCCUCUGCAGGUGCUGACGACACGCAGAGAGGCCCUCUCACUAUAUCGAGACAUCUUGCGGGUCACUCGUGCUUUUGUGUACCCUGACAACGAUGGCCGAUUGUGGCGGGACGUCCUGCGGGAGAGCGCUCGGCAAGAAUAUGAAGCGGCUCGGUUUGAGCAAGACCCUGAGAUAAUCAACCGCCUGAUUGUGGUUGGUAGGGAUGCUGUGAGCCAAGUCACGGACAAGGUGAGACUGAACUGA